Molecule: messenger RNA, 1893 nt
Organism: Parasteatoda tepidariorum (common house spider)
Lineage: Eukaryota; Metazoa; Arthropoda; Arachnida; Araneae; Theridiidae
Source: RefSeq, a predicted model, not a curated record
CAAGCGGUAUCACCCUCCGAACGCUGUGCGAAGGUUGGAGGUGGCGGGUUUGAAACCCGUCGUAAACCUGCAUGUAUUCUGCGUGAUGUCCUUCUCUGAGUUGUUCUAUCUGUCCUUUAACUUGACAAAGGCUUAUAAGUCUAAAAAUGAGCACACAAGUCUGUAAAUGUAUGUAAUUCCAGUAAAGCAAUAAAAAAAAUUAAUUACAAACACUAGUGAGUCCUAACUAUUUAGUAUGCACCUUGGGUACCACCGAUUUUAAAGCUUGUUUUCGUUAAUUUCAGAAAUCAAUUAUUUUAAUUAUUUUUUUUUAGUGCUGAAUGCAAUGUUGGUAGAUAGAAAUGAUGAAUCGUUUAGCUUAUAAUUUUGAAUAUUUGGUAGCAAAAUAAAUUUUUUCAAUAAAUGUUUCUUUUGUUUGGAUAAAUUUCUGUCCAUUAAUUCAAAGUACACAAAAAAAAUGGAAAACAAUAGUCGUUUUUUCUGUUGCUGUUCUUUAAGAAAAGGACUUAUUUAUACUACACGGUUUGUUUUAAUUUUUACCAGUUUCUCAAGUGCUCUGUCUAUCAUGGCGUUUUUUCGUCUAGCUUCUGAUGGAAGUCAAGUUCGGGUACUUUAUUUCUUGAUAGCUUGUUAUUCAGUAUUAUACAGUGUCAUUUGCCGGGGACUGAUAAGAGGUGUCGAAGAGGAACGGUGCGAUAAGGUUUUAUUGUGGAUUGGAUUUACUGCUGUGACUAUAGGAUUACUAAUGACCGGAUCAUUUUACGAAUUUGCAAGUUGCUGGUCCAACUUUGAUGAGUUACCUUCAAAAACUUGGAUGCUUUCAUUUGCUACUGUUUUCUUACUCAUGGCGUUUUUGCUAAUGUAUUUUACUUGGGGUGCUAUAUUAUUCUGGACAUAUUUACAUUCUAAAGAAAAUCAAGGAGCAGUUUGAGUAUUGUUUAAUGUGAUAGUGAUGGAAUUGGGUAAUAACAGUUCUAAGUUCUCCGAAAGUUUCCCGAUAUUUUUUACGUACAUUAUCUGUAUUUUUACUCAUUCCGUUAACUUUUAAAGUUAUAUAUUUUGUUCUAAAAGUAAUUACUGACAAAAGCUAGAUGAAACUGUAUUUUAAAAUUUCUAUGAACUAUAAUGUAUUUAAAAAUUACUAGGUGUUCUUAAAUAUUAGAAUAGUUCUAAGAACAUUAGUUUUUUUUUACAUUUUACUCGAACAACUUUAUUUACUUUAACGCAAAUGUUAUGAGUUAAAAUUAAAAAUUAAUUUUGAUAUAAAAAAAGGCAUUAUUUAAUGCAUAAUUUAAAAAAAGUUAAAAUGUUUAUGUAAAUAUUAAAGAGCCAAAGCUAAUUAAAAGGUAUUUAAAUGCUGAUAACUUGUAAUAAUAAUUGGAAAAUUAAUUUCGAUUUUUAUAAAUGGUUAUAAUUAAUGCAACAUUUGAGAAAAGCUAAAUUCGUUAUAAUAGUGUCUAUGCUUUUAAUGGUAACACGACUACGGUUUAUAAUUAAAUACUAUUUUGGCCGUAAAAAUAGUCAUGUAUAAUAUAUACCAAAAACAGAAAAGGAAUAGUUCAUAUAACCAAUAUAAGAUGCAUUUUUACUUUAACUAACAUUAAUUGUUUGGUCGUUAAUGAAUUAAUUCUGAAAACUUCGUAAUAUUUUGUAAUAGGAUUGAAUAACUUAAUUUACAUAGACUUUUAUAGGAAUACUUAAUCCUUCUAUAGAAACAUUCAAUAUUAUAUAAUAGAUUACUUUUCAUUUGAUCUUCAAUAAGUUUAUAUAGAAUAUGAAGCAAUAAAGGCAAAUUGUUUCAUAAUUUCUAAAAUGAAAUGUGAAGCGUUUUUACUUGUUUAUUCUUGUAUGUAAGCUUUUAAAAUGCUUAAAAAUAAAAAUUUUGUAAUUUUA